CAAAAUGAAGGGAUGAAACGCAGGGUUUCUUGCGUUCCAUCUCUCCCCUUUUCCCUCUUCGCAGGGUAGCGCACGGCAGCGCGAGAACAGUGAAGCGAGGAGAAAUCUGGAAGAAACGGAGGGAGUCGGAGAGAGAACAGAGGGAGAGAGAGGGAGAGAGGGUGAGGAUAUCUGGACUCAGCUGAAUAAGAACGAAAAGGGCGAGAAAGGGUAGGUGAUAACAGAAUAGAAGGAGAGGGAAAGAAAAUAGAGACGAAAUCGAAGAAAACCGAAGGAAAGUAAGGAUUGAAAAAAAAAAAUCGAAAAUCCUGGUUCGCGAAGCUUGCCAUCAACGUCGAGAUAGGGUCCGUGAAUGGGCAAUCCCUGAGCCUGAACAGAAACUGAGUAGACUAUUCUGUGCAAAUGGCUGACCAUCGAAAUGGAAAUGUCCAACCUCCCAAUGGAAAGUCCAGUGUAGCAGGAAGUGCUUAUUCUAUUGAUCUAAAUACAUUUCAAUUUAGGUUGAAAUCAUUUUAUUCUCAUUGGGAUGAACACAAAACAAAUCUGUGGGGUUCUUCAGAUGCAAUUGUCAUAGCAUGUCCUCCACCUUCAGAUGAUCUCCGAUACUUAAAAUCUACUGCUCUGAAUUUAUGGCUUCUUGGUUUUGAGUUCCCAGAUACAAUUAUGGUCUUCACGAAGAAGCAGAUUCACUUGUUAUGUAGCCAAAAGAAGGGCUCCAUUCUUGAGGCCAUAAAGAAACCUUCCAAAGAGGCUGUUGGUGCUGACAUUGUUAUGCAUAUCAAGGCCAAAAAUGAUGAUGGGGUUGCUCAAAUGGAUGCUAUAUUCCGUGCCAUCCGUGCUCAUUCAAAGGUAGAUGGUUCUGAUGUUCCCACUGUUGGUUACAUAUCAAGAGAAGCUCCUGAAGGAAAAUUCCUAGAAACAUGGGCUGAUAAACUGAAAAAUACAAAUUUCCAACUUGUUGAUGUGGGUAAUGGAUUGUCGAGUUUGUUUGCUGUUAAGAAUAGCGAGGAAUUAACAUCAAUUAAGAGAGCAGCAUACCUGACAACAAGUGUGAUGAAAAACUUUGUUGUUCCAAAGCUUGAGAAUGUAAUUGAUGAUGAGAAGAAAGUUUCUCAUUCUACAUUGAUGGAGGAGACUGAGAAAGUUGUACUGGAACCUUCAAAAGUCAAUUGUAAACUAAAGGCAGAGAAUGUUGAUAUUUGUUAUCCCCCAAUUUUUCAGAGUGGGGGAGAGUUUGAUCUCAGACCUAGUGCUGUCAGCAAUGAUGAGUUACUUCAUUAUGAUUCUGCCAGUGUGAUAAUAUGUGCAGUUGGAGCUCGAUAUAAAAGCUACUGCUCAAACAUAGCUAGGACCUUUUUGAUUGAUGCAGAGCCCCUUCAGAGUAAGGCUUAUGAAGUUCUUCUGAAGGCCCAUGAAGCUGUCAUUGGUUCCUUGAAGCCGGGGAGCAAGAUGAGUGCUGCAUACAUGGCUGCACUUUCUGUUGUAGAAAAGGAUGCUCCUGAGUUGGUUUCUAAUUUGACAAAAUCUGCUGGGACAGGCAUUGGCAUAGAGUUUCGUGAGUCAGGUUUAAAUCUUAAUGCUAAAAAUGAGCAGAUAGUAAAAGAAGGCAUGGUCUUUAAUGUUACACUUGGAUUCCAGAACCUUCAGAGCGAGAGCCAUAAGUCAAAGAACCAGAAGUUCUCUAUGCUUCUUGCUGACACGGUCAUAAUCAACAAAGAUAAGACAGAAGUUGUUACUUCUCUGAGCUCUAAAGCUCUUAAGGAUGUGGCCUACUCAUUCAAUGAGGAAGAAGAAGAGGAGCUGCCAAGAAAGAAAGCCAAGGUCAAUGGUGCUGAGCCUGUCAUGUCUAAGACCACUCUAAGGUCAGACAAUCAUGAGAUAUCAAAGGAGGAACUCCGAAGGCAGCAUCAAGCAGAACUUGCACGUCAGAAAAAUGAAGAAACUGCAAGGCGGCUGGCUGGAGGAGGAAGUGAGACAGGAGACAACCGUGCUUCUGUAAGGACUUCGGCUGACCUGGUUGCCUACAAGAACAUAAAUGACCUCCCCCCUCCCAGGGAUAUGAUGAUUCAGAUUGAUCAGAAGCAUGAGGCAGUUCUCUUGCCUAUAAAUGGAAGUAUGGUGCCUUUUCAUGUGGCUUUCAUACGAACUGUUUCCAGCCAGCAGGACACCAAUCGGAACUGCUACAUCAGAAUUAUUUUUAAUGUUCCUGGGACCCCUUUUAGUUCUCAGGAUGCAAACACAAUGAAGUACCCUGGUUCUAUAUAUCUGAAGGAGGCUUCUUUCCGUUCCAAGGAUCCAAGGCACAUUAGUGAGGUGGUGCAGUCCAUUAAAACACUUAGGCGACAAGUUGUAGCUAGGGAGUCUGAGAGAGCUGAGAGAGCAACUUUGGUUACUCAGGAGAAACUGCAACUUGCCAAUAAUAGAUUUAAGCCAAUUCGGUUGCCUGACCUUUGGAUUCGGCCCCCUUUUGGUGGACGUGGAAGGAAGAUACCUGGCACACUUGAGGCUCAUGUGAAUGGAUUUCGUUACUCAACCACUAGGCAAGAUGAACGUGUAGAUGUAAUGUUUGCCAACAUUAAGCAUGCGUUUUUUCAGCCAGCUGAAAAUGAAAUGAUUACGCUCCUGCAUUUCCAUUUGCACAACCAUAUUAUGGUGGGAAACAAGAAAACCAAGGAUGUGCAAUUUUACGUUGAAGUAAUGGAGAUGGUCCAGAAUGUAGGUGGUGGAAAGAGAUCUGCCUAUGACCCUGAUGAGCUUGAAGAAGAACAACGGGAGAGAGAUAGGAAGAACAAAAUCAAUGUGGAAUUUCAGAGCUUUGUUAAUCGAGUCAAUGAUCUCUGGGGACAGCCGCAAUUUAGUGGCCUUGACUUGGAGUUUGAUCAACCUUUGAGAGAACUUGGCUUUACUGGGGUCCCUCAUAAGUCCUCUGUAUUCAUUGUUCCUACUUCAGCCUGUCUUGUUGAGCUGAUUGAAACACCGUUCCUUGUUGUUACUCUAAGUGAGAUUGAGAUUGUGAAUUUAGAGAGAGUUGGUCUUGGGCAGAAGAACUUUGAUAUGACAAUAGUAUUUAAGGACUUCAAGCGGGAUGUUCUCAGGAUUGAUUCCAUCCCUUCCACUUCACUUGAUGGAAUCAAGGAAUGGCUUGACACUACGGACAUUAAGUAUUAUGAGAGUAGGCUAAAUCUGAAUUGGCGCCAGAUACUCAAGACAAUCACCGAUGACCCACAGAGCUUUAUAGAAGGUGGGGGUUGGGAAUUUUUGAAUUUGGAAGCUACUGAUUCAGAAUCAGAGAAUUCAGAGGAGUCAGACAAAGGUUAUGAGCCAUCAGAUGUUGAACCCGAGUCUGACUCAGAUGACGAUGAUUCUGAUAGUGAAUCUCUAGUGGAGUCCGAGGAUGAGGAGGAGGAGGACUCUGGGGACGACUCAGAAGAAGAGAAGGGAAAGACGUGGGAGGAGUUGGAGAGGGAAGCCAGCAAUGCAGAUAGGGAGAAAGGCAAUGAGUCUGACAGCGAAGAAGAUAGGAAAAGAAGGAAGAUGAAAGCCUUUGGUAAGUCACGAGCCAGUCUAGGUAGUAGCAUGCCAAAGAGAACCAAGCUAAGGUAGACUGUAAUAUUUGUACUUGAUUUCUGGUCAUUUUGUUGUUUAGUGCAGCUCCAACCACGCUGUAGCUGCCUUAAGCAGUGCUCAAGCUUGGAGUUCAUAUAUCACUGUAACUUAGGUUUUUCUAUCCAUUAUAAAUAUCUGUAGGCACUUGAUGGGAUUCUUGAAUGCAACUUUCUUGAUUAAAAUUGUUACAUGGCUUCAAUUUUAUCAGCCGUGUUUCUUGCUUGGUUUUUCCCUGUCAAUGAUCAGCUGUUAGUUAA
This is a messenger RNA of Prosopis cineraria, 3863 nucleotides long. Its product is annotated as FACT complex subunit SPT16-like. NCBI's taxonomy places the organism in Eukaryota, Viridiplantae, Streptophyta, Magnoliopsida, Fabales, Fabaceae. Gene Ontology annotation, cellular component: FACT complex. Gene Ontology annotation, molecular function: nucleosome binding. The transcript has 2 exons. Gene Ontology annotation, biological process: positive regulation of transcription elongation by RNA polymerase II; transcription elongation by RNA polymerase II. The record is from RefSeq and is a predicted model, not a curated record. Bases 403 to 3603 code for a protein of 1066 amino acids.